Molecule: messenger RNA, 3967 nt
Organism: Sinocyclocheilus grahami
Lineage: Eukaryota; Metazoa; Chordata; Actinopteri; Cypriniformes; Cyprinidae
Product: methyl-CpG-binding domain protein 6-like
Exons: 14
Coding region: 557-3604 (1015 amino acids)
Cellular component (GO): nucleus; chromocenter
Molecular function (GO): chromatin binding; DNA binding
Source: RefSeq, a predicted model, not a curated record
GUGUGGAAUUGUACGGAAUUCCCGACCCGACAGGCGGCAGCUACUGCGCAUGCGCGGACGAAAACUCCAUGUUUUUUUUUUUUUGGCACGGGAUCCUAAGGAAAAAUAGGAACUUGGAGACGGAGAUCAACUAAAAGCGUCCUCGCUUUGACUUAAGCAGCCCCUCGCUCGCAUACGCGCUCAGAAAAGACGUUGAAUGAAGCGAUCGCACGCUCCGCGGCCGAGCAGGACUCACGCGAAAUUGGACAACAAUGCACGGGGCGCAAUAAAACCUAGCGUUAUUGCUCUUUGUUUUUAAGCAGGACGGCUCGGAUGAAGUGGCUAAACGCCACACGGCGUUCAUAACAGCUCCAGGAAACUUCGUAAACACAGAGAUUGUCAGCUUCUGGAGAGUUUCGCAGGAGCAUCCCAGUCCGUUUGAGAGGAUUGUGUGUCGAGAUAUAUUUGUUGUGUAUCGUUAAUGCUGCGUAAAUGUCCUCCAAAGAGUGUAUUUCACGAUUGGUGCUGACCAAGGCUGUGUGAAAAUGAAAAGGAGCUGGAUGUGUGCGAGCAGAAAAUGACGGGGGGCAGUGAGAGUGCAGCAGGAGAAAAAGAUGGAGGUACGACGCUCAUCGCUCAGAUCCCGGUCGGCUGGCAGAGGAAGGUGGAAGACAGAGCUGUGUCUUACAUCAGCCCAAGUGGUACAGUCCUUCGAUCUGUGGAUGAGGCGAGGGUGUAUCUGCGGACAGACGGCACAUGUAAAUGUGGUCUCGAGUGCCCGCUAGUCCCAAAUAAGGUCUUUAAUUUUGACCCUGCUGCGAUGGUCCGAACUCCUGGUCAUCAGUCAGGGAAAAUAGAGGAAGACAUGACCAAACUCUGUAACCAUCGCAGGAAAGUUGAUGCCAUGGCGGCAUUAUGCCAAAGCAUGCAGCCGGCUCAACAGGAGCAGCAGUCAAAGGUAUUGAUUAGCACUUUAAACACUAGCGUCCACCCCACUUCCGCCAGAGCACAGUCCCUGACCGCCCUUUUGCUUCCGCACUCCCCUUCCCUUUCCCCGGCUUCCCCUGCUGUCGUGGAGAAAAGCUUGAGGCGCAAACGGCAGAGGCGCUCGCCCACUGUUUUGAGCAUGCGCAAAGACUCGCAGUUAGGUCUGACCGCAGGAGAUCUCUCCUGGCCACCUCUGCUCAUCUCCCCAUGCCUUUCGCCACCUUCUCCUCCUGUACCUCAUUUAGACAACCCCCGGCUGCCCGUCGCUCCUCUGAAUGCCUCUUGGUUGCAGGAUUCGGAGGAAGGCAGGAAGCCAGGACUUGCUAAUUCCCUACCAUCUCCAUCCCAGCCCCUUUCUGCCCUGCUUCAGCUUCUUAGCAUGCAAAGCACAACCCAGCAAUCCGGCGUUGCCACUGCCAUGCCUGGCAACAGGCACACAAACACAUUGCCCUCUUCACCCAGACCCAUAACUCCACAGACGCCCCAAUGCGACAUGCAGUCCACAUUACGUUUACCCAACCACACCCUGCAACCUCAACCCCAAAGCACAGUGCCCAUGCCGGAACCUCCUAUCCAGCGACCCCCAUCCCAACCCUUUCCUUUGAUGGGUGAUGAGACAACCAUGAACCUCAAAACAACCUCCAGCAGCACCAUCCUGAACUUGACCCAGACGACGCCGGACCUCAACAGUUCAAUUCUGAGCAUGAUGAACCAGAUGUCCUCAACAUGCUUGCCCUCAUUCCCGGAGAAAGGUUGUGGACCCAAAACAACAGAGACUUGUCUUGACCACAGUACCUACCAAAUUAACCAGUCAAACCACAACCAAGCUGUGGAAAGCAAAGGUCCUGUAGAGUCGAUGGAUCAGCCGGACUCGGAUGCAAGAUUGCUGGGUGGCUGUGAGCCGGACCACAGCCUCUCUCUUCCCAAUGCCCACUCAUCCGACCAUGCUGUUUCCUUACCGCUUGCAGAGGCUUUUCCCUUCAUGUCUCAAGAACAGCUCCUCCAGCUUCUCUCCUCCAAUGCCGGUCUGCCUUCCCUGUUACCGCCCUUUCUCGGCUCCCUGCCUUUAGGGGUCUGGACGAGCACCCAACCUUCGGUGCCCGGCGGUGCCCAAGCCCAGCCAACCAGUGCCAUCCUAAACCAGGGCUCUCCUCUCAACAUCCUAAACCAAGGCGAGCUUCCUCUCAACCUCGUGAGCCUGUUAAAUCCGCCAGGUUCUGCUGCAGCUGAAGCAGGGGAGGAAGGUGGUGAAAAACCCCCUGGGCUUCAAGCCCUCCUCAUGGCUUCGUUGCUGCUCGGCCAGAAUCCGGCUGCCAUGUUGCCACUACCAGCGCUCAACCUGGAGCUUCCUACACUGCAGCAGCUCUUCGCAGACGGAGUGUUCCUGGAGAAGACCCCCGCUCUGCUAGAUUCGGUCCUGAUGGGGCCGGGGCUCCUGGAAGCUCUACAAACUCUAGCACCCAGCGCAGACGGCCAGUCGCUGCUUCUUUCCGCCCCUCUCACUCCACCCCUUCAUGCCUUUCUGUCGCUCAACCCCGCUCUGCUGACCGCAGCUCUCGCCCAGACCGAACCCUUACCCAACCACACUCCAUCCCCCCCGCCUCAUUCUCAGGGGACUCUGUCCAGCCCAGCUCUAGCUUCUACCUCGGUGUCCUGCGGCCCUCUGGUGUCCAGCUCGGGGCCCGAAGUGUGUGACCCUCUGGCCGAGCAGGACAAGAACAACACCCAGACCCCUCAAUUCCUGCCGCCUCUGCUCGCCCACGGGGUUCUUGGUGACCUCGCAGCUCUGGGUAACAUCAGCAGUCUUCACAGUUUAUUAGGAGCCGGACCCCUUCUGCUGCCGCAGGGCCCGUCUCUGAGCGUCCCGCUGACACAGAACCAGACAGCGCUCAACCCGCUCACCUGCCUGCAGCUGACGAUGGCGCCGGCGCUCAUGGGAGAGAAGCCCGUGGCUCUACACGAGACGCGUCCGUCACAAGAUCAGCUUCCCUCGGCUUCGAUAUCCCAGAAUUCCCUGCUCAACCCGGUCCAGACGCCGCUGCAGCAGAGAGAGACGUUUGACCCGUACGCCUCCUUCAUGGACACCAUCUACACCUCCUUCCUGCAGGUGAACGAGCAUGAUUCGUACUCGGAGCUGCCUCCGCCCCUCAGCCCACGCCGCGCCUGCUCCGUCCACAAUCCGGACCUGACCCGCCUCGGCUUGGACACGGCCCAGUCCCAGUCUCCGGCCCGAGGGACGCCCAAACCCAACGGGGACCCGUUGACGCCGCCGCCCUGCGACGCCCCGCUGGAGGAGGCCAAGACCGACGGCUCGGCCACAGUGUGCGUCUACAGCAACGGGAUCGGCUCCGGAGCGGAGGGGCGAGGAGGCGAGGAGGAGGAGGAUGGACGAAGGCUGCAGGGAUAUUUGAGUCCGGGUGAGCGGCUCCGUGAGGCAGCCGAGGACAUCAGAGACGCAGAGCAAGUCCGGGCUGAAGACGUGCACACAGGAGCCAGAAGGGGGCGCAAGAGGAAGCAGUCGCUGCAGAGAGGAGCGGACCUGCUGGGUGGCAUCGACAGCAUCAUUGAGGAGCCGACGAUAGCGUUGUCCAGACCUGCACGGCCCGCCAGAGGGAAGAGACGCCGCGUCGUCCGGUAGAUCCGACUGUACUCUCCCGCCAACACCAGCACUGUUGCCACGGCAAGACCGUCUGCGCCGCACUGUGAAGAAUCUCCGGGAUUCGCUCCUCCUCCAUCUGUUUGUGUUCGUUCACCGUCUGUUACCACGAAUGCGACUUAUGUUACAUUGUUACAUUUUCAAACAGUUACCAGGCAACCAAUGAUGACUAUUGUUAAAUUGUUGCAGCAGUUUAGGAUUAGUUAUUGUUUGUUAACUCUUGUUUAUUGUUUCAUGACUGAGGUCCAGUGUGAUUGACAGCUCUGAUUAAAAGGAAUAAUUCAGGCAAAAAUGAAAAUGUGCUCAUCCUCAGGUCAUUCAAGACUAGGAUGUUUGUUUCUUCAU